AUGGCGACACCAUCAGCUGCUCUCUUGGAUCGUCUUGAAAAACAGGGCAUUCCAAAAUCGAAAAGAAAACUACAAAAGCACCUCAGAAGCGCCGGAUUGGCCUACAUAUCACGUACAGGAAAAUUAAUACCGGCAAAGAAAGUGGCAGAGGAGCUAUGCCAGUGCCCCCAAAAAUGUGAUGAAAGAGUGCCUAUGGAGUCUCGCGAGCGGCUGUUCUCGUUUUUCUACGGUCUGGGCGAAGCCGACUUGCAGAACCAAUUCCUGCGUCAGAACAUGGACCUUCGAGCGCGUCUCAACAUCCCGGAAACGACAGGCAGUGGCCGGCCCCCUCGCAGGAUAACAUGUAAAUAUCUGGUGCCUCUCCUGCCGAGUUUGGAAACGGUGGAAGUGUGUCAGAAGGCGUUCGUGAGCGCUUUCGUGAUAACGACGAAACGAGUCCGGUUACAAAGAGAGAAGCUGAUUUCGAGUUUGGGUUUAAACAGUUACAGCAGUCAUAACAGGAGUACGAAGCCGGCGGUGGCGGCCGGGGCCGCCUCCCCACCGACCGAAAACCCGAAAAAGUCGCCCAAGUUUCCAUCGGCGUGCGAUUUUACGUCUAGUUCUGAACCAAAGACAACACCCGAGAUGCCUCCAGUUGAUAAGCCGUCGGUCAAGCGGCUUGUCGAUAACCCCCUUAUCCCAUUAGGGCUUUUGUUGCCCGACGGUGUGACUAUUGCACCGGUCACGGCCAGCCCGGACCACGACAGAGACAUUGCAAUUGUUAACAACUUUUUCUCUAACCAAUUGUGGAAACCGGAAUAUAUAGGUACUUAUUCAUGAGGGCGACGACGUCCUCGUUUUAUGCCCACCGUACUUAGUUUAAUUACAAAAUGAUCAAUUUUUACCUAUUUGAGAAAAUACCUAUACGUAUUGUUAUUUAUAUUUAUACUGCAUAGUUUAUUAUAUUGACGAAAAAAACAUAUAUUAAUUGUUUUCAAUAAAAACUGUUUUUUA
This is a messenger RNA of Tribolium castaneum (red flour beetle), 993 nucleotides long. RefSeq lists its product as uncharacterized. Lineage: Eukaryota; Metazoa; Arthropoda; Insecta; Coleoptera; Tenebrionidae. The transcript is spliced from 2 exons. Bases 1 to 819 code for a protein of 272 amino acids. The record is from RefSeq and is a predicted model, not a curated record.